Messenger RNA from Dermacentor silvarum, 1003 nucleotides. RefSeq names its product ER membrane protein complex subunit 3 (gene EMC3). Gene Ontology annotation, biological process: protein folding in endoplasmic reticulum. Bases 36 to 806 code for a protein of 256 amino acids. Lineage: Eukaryota; Metazoa; Arthropoda; Arachnida; Ixodida; Ixodidae. The transcript has 7 exons. The record is from RefSeq and is a predicted model, not a curated record. Gene Ontology annotation, cellular component: EMC complex; membrane.
GAUCUCACUCGACAUCGGCAGCACUAAAUUCAGACAUGGCAGAGCUGUUGCUCGAUCCGGAUAUUAGGAUAUGGGUUUUCCUGCCAAUUGUAGUAAUUACUUUUCUUAUUGGCAUAGUGAGGCACUAUGUCUCCAUCCUGAUUUCUUCGACCAAGAAAGUGGAGCUGCAACAAGUCCAGGAUAGUCAAGCACUUAUCCGUAGCAGAUUCCUUCGAGAAAAUGGGAAGUACAUUCCAAAGCAGAGUUUUCUAAUGCGUAAGAACUUCUUCAACAAUGAGGAGACCGGCUACUUCAAGACGCAGAAGCGGACGCCCGUCAUGCAGAACCCGAUGACUGAUCCCUCAGUGAUGACCGACAUGCUCAAGGGAAACCUGACCAAUGUCCUGCCCAUGAUUGUCAUUGGUGGCUGGAUCAACUGGACCUUCUCAGGAUUUGUCACCACAAAGGUUCCAUUCCCACUGACCCUGCGCUUCAAGCCCAUGUUGCAGCGUGGUAUUGAGCUCAUGUCACUGGAUGCCUCUUGGGUCAGCUCAGCAUCGUGGUAUUUUCUGAAUGUUUUUGGGCUGCGCAGCAUCUACGCCUUGGUGCUUGGAGAAAAUAACGCUGCGGACCAGACAAGAGUGAUGCAGGACCAGAUGUCUGGUGCUGCACUGGCAAUGCCUCCAGACCCCAAGCAGGCCUUCAAGGCUGAAUGGGAAGCCCUCGAGAUUUGUGAGCACCAGUGGGCCAUGAAAAAUGUUGAGGAAGAGCUGCUGGGAAAUGUUGCUGCCUCUGAGAAACCAAGCACUAGCAAGAAGUAUGACUGAGCUGUGCAAGGAGCUUGUGUAUUCAUUCGUCUUUCUCAUGUGCUGCACCGAGGAAAAUUUUUAUGCUGCCAGACUUGCACCCCUGUUGAGAUCUUGUUUAUAGCUUUUAUGUUUUUGUUUUGAUGUGUGUGUUGUGGUGGAAUUAUUGUGGGAACCCUGUGCUGUGCACAAAUAAAAGAACAAAAUUCUGGAAACUC